Molecule: messenger RNA, 1467 nt
Organism: Ornithodoros turicata
Lineage: Eukaryota; Metazoa; Arthropoda; Arachnida; Ixodida; Argasidae
Exons: 1
Coding region: 9-1322 (437 amino acids)
Source: RefSeq, a predicted model, not a curated record
UUUUGUGCAUGGUGAGAAACGCUGGGAACCAACAACCCUUCCUGGUGAGCCUCUACUCCGGAAGUGGGAAACCACCCAACUUAGAAGCCUUUUUAUCACCAUUUCUUGAAGAGUUGAAACUGCUCACCACUGAUGGCUUACAGUACAAGGGAAAGCACAUACAGGUAAAGCUUGAGGCUGUAAUUUGUGAUGCUGUUGCACGGAGCUUCCUAAAGCGCAUCAAAAGUCACAAUGGUUACUAUGGAUGUGAACGUUGUAUGCAAAAGGGUGUGCACCAAGAGGGCAGAAUGCUCUUCACGGAAGUGGAUGCUCCUCUUCACACAGACAAGAGCUUCCGAGAACAAAGCUGUGGAGGUCACCACAUGGGAGAGUCUCCGUUUCUGCAGCUGGAGAUUGACAUGAUUUGUGCAUUUCCCCUGGACUACAUGCAUCUCCUGUGCUUAGGGGUAAUGCGAAGGUUGCUGCAUCUUUGGACUGGUGGAAAAUAUGGUCGUGGGAAGCUAACGGCAGAACAACAACACACAUUGAGUGAGAGGCUAAUCUCCUUUCGCAGAGACUUCCCUACCACGUUUCAAAGAAAGCCACGAGGAGUCAAUGAGCUUGAAAGGUGGAAAGCCACUGAAUUUCGCUCCUUUCUGUUGUAUGCUGGUCCAGUGGCACUCAAGCAACUACUGCCUGACAAGCUGUAUGAUCAUUUUCUGAUCCUUCAUGUGGCUGCAAGAAUUCUAGCCACUCCAACACUGUACAGAACACAGCAUCAUUACGUUGAAAACCUCCUGAAGUUCUUUGUGCAAGAGAUGGGUGAACUGUAUGGAAGAACACAGCUCAUAUACAAUGUCCACUCCCUUGUACACCUUGCAGGGGACUGUCUGCAGCACGGGCCACUUGAUUCAUUCAGUGCAUUUCCGUUUGAAUCAUACCUGGGAAGGCUGAAGCGAAUGCUGCGAACCACAAGCAAUCCCCUCUCACAAAUCAGCCGCAGAGUAUCGGAAUUGAAGCACUGUGGAGCACCUGUAAAUGACAAUGCCACGACCCUCUGUGUCAAGCCAGGGUUUUGCUACCACUUUCCCAAUGGUUAUUUUGCACGUGUACAAGAAGUACGUGCAUCACAAGCUCGAGUGACUGUCUUUUCGAACAAGGCAGACUUCUUUGUAACACCACUUAAGUCCUCUUUCUUCAACACCUUUCGAGUCAGUUGCCGUGGUUCCACUGAACGAACGAUGCCACUGUCAGCCCUCAGUAAGGAAAAGCAGUGCGUGCUACUCAACUACAAAAAUGACUAUGUCGCCUUCCCGCUUCUCCACCAAAUGCAGUUAUCAUAGAAUACUUGCUUCACCAAGACUCUCUACUUCAUUCAUGAAGCCCUUUUAAGGGUCAGGCAACAUUGUUGCAAUAAAUGCAUACAGGUACAUCUCAGAAAUAAAAAAUAAAGCUAUGACUAUGAUGUCAUAGUCCCCAUUCUACACA